Messenger RNA from Paramecium octaurelia, 395 nucleotides. NCBI's taxonomy places the organism in Eukaryota, Ciliophora, Oligohymenophorea, Peniculida, Parameciidae. The record is from the annotation of a GenBank genome assembly.
AUGUAAUGCAAGUCCCCAAAUGAGGCUUCUGUAUGUAAUAGUCUUUGUUGCAACAACCUGAAUCAAUGCUCCAAAUAUCAAAGUGAGUGCUCCAUAUACUCAGAUGUACGUCAUCAAAUAAGUAGAAUCAUUGCAUCAAAUUGAAUUGCGACACUUGCUGUUUGAUCCAAGAAAACUACCACUCCUGUGGAACAUAUGUGCAAUGCAGCAAAUAUUUCGACUUAUUCUAUUUGUGGUGUUUGAUCAUCCUGGCAUUGUUGCUGGUGGUCCUGCUCAUCAUUAAAUUGCGCACUAAGUAGAGAUCACAAUAAUAAGGUUUAUGACAGCUCGCCUCAUACGAAUUCACAAAGCAUUUGCAAAGUUUAACAAAAAAACGACAAUAAUUUGAUCAGAAC